CGCGCUGCAGCAGGUCCGUUCACUACAGCUAACUAAAGUCCAUCAUCGAGCUAGUUAGCGGAGCGGUGGAGUAACCGCGGUCGAGUGACCCAGCAGCAGCAGCAGCCGGGGACCAUGGAGUAGCGGAGAGGCGGCUCUGCUAUCCCCGGGUCGAGGCGGUCUCUGAGCCGUUGGAGACGGAGCCGUUCAGGUGCCGCUGAUUAGCUUGUCCAUUCAUGCGGCGCUGGUGCGCGGCGGAGUUUGAGCGCUUGAGCGGCUGCUAGGCUCAGCCUUCACCUCGCUGGGAUCACCGGGACGACACGGCUCAACAACCGCGCAGCAGCAUGGUGGUCCCGGACAGCGCCGGCAUGGUCCCUCCACCUGACAACGGCAGCCCGACUGGCCUCACGGAGAGCUCGGUGCCAGGGUGCGAGGAGGCGGGGGACGAAGGGCAAGACUCGGCGGGGGUGGAGCUGGAGGAGGUCCGGAAGCUGCAGGAGCUCGUCCGCAGGUUGGAGGUGCAGAAUGAAACCAUACGCAACCGAGGGAGCAAGGCCAUCAUCCACAGAGGGGCGAACAGCAACAUCACGGCGGCCGACAUCAACAUCAACGAGCGCCUGGCAUGUGACGAGGUCGCCAACUCCCGCCUCAGGUUGGAGCCCAGCGACGGUUUGGGGGUCACGGACUUGAAGCUGUCGCCCCCGCAGGAGGGCAGCAGCAGCGAGGACAUGUCCCCUCUACCUGUGGACAGGCUGAAGGAAGAGGACGAAGAGGAGGAGGUGGAAGAGGAGGAUCGGGGUCCGUGUGGGGGGUUUUUAACGUUGACCCGCAGCAACGGAGCGGGACAGUCUCAGGGGGAAAGCCAGACUCCGGAGAGUCCGUCUCAGGAGAGCUAUGAGUCAGAGACACUUGCAGAGAGCGACUCGGGGGUGGACCAGACUGCGCUGGAUGAAGUGGACGUCCUAGAUUUGGAGGAUGAGUGUGCGGAUGUGGAGGACAGUUGGUUGUACGUGUCUCCUAAAAAGCAAGUGGCUGAAGCGGGCCCACAUUCCCCGCUGAAGUGGUGUCGGCAGGCUCUCGACCACCGCAGCCCGGAGACAGAAAUGGCGUGCCGGACUUUCAUCAACCGCUUGGACCAGUCGUCUCGGUGGAGGAACAUGUACAGCAGCCCGUCUGAGGCGGGCUCGGCAGGCUCGGCAGGCUCCGGCCUGAUCUCUCCUGGGUACCACAAAUCGACUAACAAAUCCCUACUAACCUGUGGCAGCUCAGGUGCCACCAGUAUGCAGUCGGCCCUGAGCUCCCAGUCGUCCAUCGACAGUGAGCUCAGCACGUCGGACGACUCCAUCUCUAUGGGCUACAAGCUGCAGGAUCUCACUGACGUCCAGAUCAUGGCCCGCCUUCAGGAAGAAAGUUUGAGGCAGGAUUACGCCUCCAGCUCGGCGUCGGCAUCGCGCCGCAGCUCCACCGCCUCCCUGCAGUCGCUGCGCCGCGGCGGCACCUACAGCGACCAGGAGUUCGACACGUACAGCCUGGAGGACGAGGAGGACGAGUGCUGCUCCAUGCCGCAGCGCCGGCACCGCUUCACGCCCUCCCCGCUGGGCUCGCCGCGGUGCCUCUCUCCCUCCACGUCCAACCACGGCCAGGAAUACGGCAGUCGGCUGGGGGCCCCACGCACACGGGCGCCCAGGCGGUCCCUCCAGGGUCCCAGUGCAGAGCUGCUCAAAUUCGCCAAGAGUGAAGAGGAGUUGAGGCACAGCAUGCCUAAUCUGGCCCCCCGCACCAGCCUGCGUUCCCUGGAAGCAGUCAGAAACAGCCGCAGCAUGGAGGCUAACCUCCAGAGCUCUGGCAACCGCAUGUCUCACCUGACUCACACCCCCUCCACAGGCAUGACGUGCAGCCGGAUGCGCACCGGCGGCCAGUCGCCUCUGUCCAUGCGGACCCCGGUGAAGGCCGUCACUCCCGUGGGCUCCAUGGCGCCCGGCCGUCAGCCCUCCAGAGGUCUGCCCGUCAUACAAGCGCCGUGUUCGGGAGCGGGACGCAGGGUCCAGUCGCCGGGGUCUGCGAACGGAGGCGGAUAUGCACCCGGGAGGGGGUCCGCAGGGACAGGACGGGCCGGCGUGGGGCGAGGCCAGGCUGGGUCUUCGGCCUCAACUCGGAGUAAACUCUCACAUCCCACCCGGAGGUCUAUGGGCAUGACCAGACUCUCAGAUGAAUCCUGGAAAGACGGCUGUUACUGAGACGACGGACGUUCCCCUCUUCAUCCCUCACCGCUCUCGUCUCCUUACGAAGGACACAGUCGCCACAAACACAGACGUGUCGUACAACCUCUCAGUCCCCCGUUUCAAGCUGGAGCACUGGGUUGCACUGGAUUUGUAGUUAAUCUCUUUCCCUCGCAUGAAACGUUGUCAACCCACACACACAGAAGAUGUGUAGGCAGACAUGACGACACACACACACGCACACUCCACCACUUGUUACAUGGACCAACUUGGAGCUUCCAGAGGAUUUAUUUGUGUCAAUUUCACCUAUUUUUCUAUGGUAAUUGAGAGAAACUGCUGGAAUCUUAAGGGUUGUGUUGCUGUUUUGUUGGUAUAAUUGAUCUGAAGACAAUUCAAAUGAAGAAAAUUGCUGGUUUCCUCCUUUUGUGUGAAUACUACUUAAAUGAAGGUGCUGAGUAUUGCAUGCUUGGUUUUGCUGUUUCCCCCUUGGCCUGAUUGCCUUUUUCACCAUUGUGUAACUGCAAUAUGACAAAUCUUCCGUAUGUUCCUCAAAGAUUUGUGCAAAUUUAUGAAUGUUUGAGUGCUUUAUAGUGAAAUUAUCUUUAGAUUUGUGUUGUAUUUGUGUUUUGCUCUUUGCUUACACAGCAAUGCAACUCCUGCAAACCACACUGCCCUUAUAAAUUACAAAAAAAAAGUUAAAAUAAGGUUUGUGCCAAGGUGCAAUGCAGCUGCAACUCUUUUAAUUCCAGAUGUACUCUUGAAUUGUUGAAGGUACUCUUCCAGUACUGUAUUUUCCAGGCAUUUUUACUGUUUAUCUCAUGAAGGUUUGGAGCGUUUGCCUCUGGAAAGGACUGUAAUGAAGACAAUGUUUAUGCACAAAAGGCCUUUUGCCUCAGUCAGCUAUGCACCCUCGUGAAGAGUGCCUCUAAAAAUUAUGAGCUGU
This is a messenger RNA of Salarias fasciatus (jewelled blenny), 3141 nucleotides long. RefSeq names its product SLAIN motif-containing protein-like. NCBI's taxonomy places the organism in Eukaryota, Metazoa, Chordata, Actinopteri, Blenniiformes, Blenniidae. The transcript has 9 exons. The record is from RefSeq and is a predicted model, not a curated record. Bases 324 to 2216 code for a protein of 630 amino acids. Gene Ontology annotation, biological process: microtubule nucleation; cytoplasmic microtubule organization; positive regulation of microtubule polymerization. Gene Ontology annotation, cellular component: microtubule plus-end.